GUCUGAUCCACUUGCAUAAGGCACCAGGGUGUUUCCCCACUUGCCGAAUGCCUCUUGGGGAUUGCCUGACGCAUCGCCCCACGUAGAGAAGCGGUCCCCGCCGAUGUCAUGCUUUCUUCUCCUUUGGGAGCCAAGGAUAUUCUUAUGACCUGCGAGAGGGACAUCCAAAGCUGGUUUGGCAAGGCCAACGAGGUGCGGAAGCAGGUAGAGGAACGCAAUGACAAGGUUAUUGGUCAGGAAUCACGUCAGGCGGAGAUCCUGGAGGCCGGCGGCGUUCCUGCUGGUGAGAAAAAGGCGAGGCGGCGGCUGAAGUCCAGGAACCAGAGGCAGCUCGGAAGGCAGCGGUGCAGGCCGAGGCGGACACGCUAUCCCAGGCCAGGCUCGUCGCAGCCGCAGCGGUGCGCAUGCAGAACGGCAGGCGUUCGUUGA
Prorocentrum cordatum is the source of this 429-nucleotide messenger RNA. The record is from the annotation of a GenBank genome assembly. NCBI's taxonomy places the organism in Eukaryota, Dinophyceae, Prorocentrales, Prorocentraceae.